Molecule: messenger RNA, 1758 nt
Organism: Chrysochloris asiatica (Cape golden mole)
Lineage: Eukaryota; Metazoa; Chordata; Mammalia; Afrosoricida; Chrysochloridae
Gene: CFAP100
Product: coiled-coil domain containing 37
Exons: 18
Coding region: 1-1758 (585 amino acids)
Cellular component (GO): ciliary basal body
Source: RefSeq, a predicted model, not a curated record
AUGUCCGAGAUGCUGACCACUGUGAUCACCAAGAAGAUGAGUGGCGAGAUGCCUGUGGCUGUUCCAGUCCGUUCAACUAACCCUUUCCACAUAUCUGGAGAUGUGGAUUUCUUCAUGUUCAGAGACCAGGAACGGAAUAAGGCUCGAUUGGAUCGGGAGCAGAAGAAAACCAUGCAGGUGCACGAAAAGAUGACGUACUCCUCCAAGAUGUCAGCCAAGCACACGAGCCUACGGCGAGAGCUGCAGCUGGAGGAGGAAAAGUUGGAGCGUGAGAUUCAAGCAGAGACUGUACAGCUGAAUGCCUUCCGAGAAAACACAGCGUGGAAGCUCGCCAUCACCAAAGAAAAGAGAAUGGAGUUGGAUAACAUGAACAGCUACAUCGACCACAAGAGGCAGAUGUUUCUCAUCCAGUAUGCCCUGGAGAUGAAGCAGAAUGAAAUUCAGCGGCUGGAGAUGCUGAUAGCCAAGGAGGAGGCUGAGCUAGAAUGGGCCGAAAAGUCCCUGGAAAAAGAUGCAGCCCUGUUUGCUGAGUUUCUCAGAGAGAAUGACCGCAGCUCGGUGCAGGCCCUGAGAGCGGCUGAGAAGGAGACCAAAACAAAGAUAGAAAUGAUCUUUGAGAUCAAGGACCUCACCACUCAGAUCAUGAACAUCAAAAGCGAAAUCUCUAAAUUUGAAGACACUCUGCAACAUUACAAGGUCUGCAAGGAGUUUCUAUACAAGCUGUCGCCCAGGGAGUGGUUCGAGGAGCAGAAAAAGCAGUUGGCUCUCAAAAAGGCCAAGGAGGUGGCUGACACCUCCAAGGAGAGCAGCAUGCUCUCAACUCCAGGGGACAAAGGACCCUCCCUCCAGAGUAAGACGGCCUCCCUGUGGGCCAAAGAGGGGCAGGCUGCAAAGAAGGUUCCAAAGCUGCUCCAGGCAGUCCGCAUGGGGAUGGCAUUGUCUCAUAGUGGUACCCUCCAGUCAAACAGCCAGUUCAGUGUGCCCAGCGAGCUGGAGUUCAAAGGCUCAAACUCACCACUGCCACCUUCGCAGGAGGACUCAGACAGCGAGGGCGAGGAACUGAAGCUGUACUUCACCGAGCCUCAGCAGCUCCUGGAAGUCUUUACCACGCUGGAAGAACAGAACCUCUCGUUGAUCCAGAACACACAGGAGAUGGAGGAAACCUUGGAGGAGCUGAGCUUCACUCUGAAGAACACCCAGAACCGCAUGGACCGAGAGGUCAACCAGCUGAAGACAUUAAUCACCACAAUGAUGAUGUCCAUUGCCAAAGAGGAGGAGAUGGCCGCGGAGCUGGAGCUCAAAGCCCGAGUCUUCCACUUUGGAGAGUACCAAGGUGCUCAGCAGGACAAAUUGCUGGAGAACCUGAACUGCAAGGUUCUGGAUGUGUACCGGCACUGCGUCGGCACCACGCAGGAGGCCAACUUGGGCACAGUGCAGAUGCUGACCAUCAUUGAGCACCAGCUGGAUGAGCUACUUGAAAGCCUGGAGUGUGUGCCCCCAUCCAAAAUCGAGCAGGCUGAGAGAUCCAAGGAGAAGGAGCGCCGCAUGAGGGUGCGGGAAGAGAAGGCCCGGGUGCAGAAGCAGCUCCAAGAGGAGCGCCAGCAGCGAGCUCGGGCGCGGGCUCAGGCUGACAUCAAGAAAAAGAAAGGCAGAAGACUGGUAUGCCGCUCCCGGCCCCCAGUUCUCAAAGCAAAGAAAGAGUCCGAACAUACUCUUAUGGAUAAGGAUAAGGAAGAACAGCUCUUCUUCUUCACUUAA